CCACGCGUUUUUAACAACACUGGUGAUACCGCUGGUGGAUUUAUUGUGAUUCAUACCGGCCCCUCGUGCUGGGCUCGGUGGGGAGUUCACUCUUACAGGGGAGAGUUCUUGCUCUUGAUUGUGGGGUUUCGGAAUUUUCUUCGGACGAAGCAUGAGGACCCCAGGGAGGACCUGAGGAUGAGCGGGAUGAGGAUGAGAGUUCUCGGGGCGGUGGCUCUCGUCGUCUGCACAGAGAUGCUGCUCACUGACGGUGGAACGACGACUAACAAGGUGUCGAAGCGAGCUAAACCACUGGAUCCAGAGGACGAUUACUACUACUACGACGACGUAGAGGAGAGAAACAAUCCGACGAAUGAGGCGCCCGCUGUACCACCGGGCUUCCUCAGUCCAUCGGUUAGAGAGUAUCUCGAUCUCGGGAAGUCUAUUCCUGGUCGACCGGGUACAGAUUACCCGGUCCUGGGUAGAGUGCCCUACACAAAUUUCUACUGCGACGAUCAAGAGUACCCCGGUUUCUUCGCCGACGUUGAGACCCGCUGUCAAGGCUGGCAUUACUGUGAUAUUGACGGAAGACAGGCGACAUUCUUAUGCCCCAACGGCACACAAUUCAGUCAGGCUGUAUUCGUGUGCGACUGGUGGUUCAAUGUCAGAUGUGAAUUGAGUCCAAAAUUGUAUGCCAUCAAUAGUAGACUGUAUCAGCGUCCAACGGAGAGCCCAACACGACCGCAUCGAGUCAUCACCAAGGAGCUGCUCGAGAAUAUCUUCGUGAAGAGGAAAUGAAGUCUCUCACUCCCUCCGGCGAAUGGAAAAAAAAAAUCUACCGAUGCUUCUGCCAGUAGAGAGAGGUGGCGAGGGGGUUUAAGUAGUCAAGGGAAUAAAGAGUUUUACUACUUGAAGAAGAAAUUUAGUGGCAAAAAAACAUGAUGAGCUCUCCCUUAUUUCUAUCGAGCGAGAUUUUCAUUGCUGGAAGCGCCAUUCAACCUCCCUGGGUUCUUAAUACUUGAUGAGGUCCCGGAGAGGAGUUUCAGGGAUGCGAGGACGAGGGAUUUCCUCCGUCGUUCUCCUCUUUUUGGUCAACGUGAGAGGUGGAGUGCUCUUAUAUCGGGUAUGAGUUGUCAUUUGUUCUCUUGUUGGGAACUCUGCGUGAUUUGGCCCAUGUUGGAUGGGGGAAUUGAUUGGGAUUUAGGUGGAGUGGGGAAUAUUUUUAAGAUUCUAGGGGGUAAGAUUAGGGUUCAGGAAGGUCGUGCGAUACAGAUUGGGGGGUUUUUGGGGAAAAUUUCGCCAGUGGGAGGAAAGUUUUGAGAUUUUUCACGUAAUUGGGGAUUUUUGGGGGAUUAUCGAGUGAUCUUGAAAUUGUUUCAACGCGAAAAAUCCUCCUGUGCACGGGAAUAAAGACGUUGCUGAGUUGUGUAGAUUAAUUUUUCUCUUUUACAAAUGUUCGGGAAACGAAGAACAAGAAAAAAGAAGUAAAAGCAAACCAGAAAUGAAAACAGUUGCCGACAGAUUCUAUUAACGAUGGGCGAGUAUAAAAAAAAAAUCAACGGUAAAAAAAGAGUGCGGAGAGGGUGGGGGAGUGAAUCACAGAGGUUGGCAACAGCGAAUUGAUAUAGCCCUCGAGCAGAUAAUCCAAAACUAAUUCAAUCGUCCGGAAUACCUGGAAAAUUUAAUUCCGAGCCGUCUAACUUUUAUCAAGUUCCUGACGUGGCCCCUGGCGUGCCUCAGCGAGUAUGGAUGUGCCCCCGCAUGGGGGAGAGUAGUGCACCCCACUUCUCGCGUACAAAAACUAGAGAGAGAAAGAGAGGGUGGAGAGAAAAAAAAAUAUCUGGUGAAUACAACGGAACGGAGGCUCCAUGCCAGUUGCAAUUUCAAAUUUAAAUUGAGAAGAAUUCAAAGUUCAAGCCAUUUCAUCUGGAAAAUAAUUUCUCAGGGGUAUUUUGUCUUCCAGUGAAUUAUUGUCAAUUUUCAUCUUGAAUUGUUUUAAUUAUAGAAAGAAAAUGAAUCAAAGUGCUGCAGUGGUAUAUUUUUUUAAUGUAAAACAGAUUGUCUUGCAUUUAAUGGUUGAAAACUGAAUUAAAAAAUUUGAUGGAAG
Molecule: messenger RNA, 2086 nt
Organism: Diachasma alloeum
Lineage: Eukaryota; Metazoa; Arthropoda; Insecta; Hymenoptera; Braconidae
Exons: 3
Coding region: 178-777 (199 amino acids)
Cellular component (GO): extracellular region
Molecular function (GO): chitin binding
Source: RefSeq, a predicted model, not a curated record